This is a messenger RNA of Otolemur garnettii (small-eared galago), 2291 nucleotides long. It is a transcript of the gene SIRAL2, whose product is annotated as family with sequence similarity 118 member A. The coding region runs from base 151 to 1095 and encodes 314 amino acids. The record is from RefSeq and is a predicted model, not a curated record. The transcript has 8 exons. NCBI's taxonomy places the organism in Eukaryota, Metazoa, Chordata, Mammalia, Primates, Galagidae.
UCCCCACCCCGAGGGCCGUCCUCUCCGGCCCCGCCCAGCGUGAGGGGCGCGCGGCCGCUAAGGGACCCCGAGACGUCGCCGGCCGCGGAGGAGGAGGCGGCUGGAGCGCGAGCUCGGACCAGCGUCUAGCAGGCGCCGCAGGGUUCACAGAUGGAUUCGGUGGAAAAGACGACAAAUAGAAGUGAACAAAAAUCAAGAAAGUUUUUAAAAAGCCUCAUCCGGAAACAGCCCCAAGAACUGCUGCUGGUCAUCGGGACUGGUGUCAGCGCGGCAGUGGCCCCAGGAAUCCCUGCCCUUUGCUCGUGGAGAAGCUGCAUCGAAGCUGUCAUUGAGGCUGCGGAGCAGUUGGAGGUGCUCCACCCAGGGGACGUGGCGGAGUUCCGGAGGAAAGUGACGAAGGACCGGGAUCUGCUGGUUGUUGCCCAUGACCUGAUCCGGAAGAUGUCACCUCGCACGGGUGACACCAAGCCCAACUUCUUCCAGGACUGCCUGAUGGAGGUGUUUGACAGCUUGGAGCAGCACAUCCAGAACCCCCUCGUGCUGCAGUCCAUCCUUGGCCUGAUGGAGAGGGGUACCAUGGUGCUGACCACCAACUACGACAACCUGCUGGAGAUCUUUGGCCAGCAGCAGAACAAGCCCAUGGAGUCUUUGGACCUGAAGGACAAGACUAAGGAAGUGCUCCAGAACUUGUACCGCACCAAGUCUUUCCUGUUUGUGGGCUGUGGAGAGACGCUCCGGGACCAGAUAUUCCAGGCUCUCUUCCUUUACUCGGUGCCAAAUAAGGUGGAUUUGGAGCACUACAUGGUAGUGCUCAAGGAGGACGAAGACCAUUUCUUUAAGCAUCAGGCAGAUAUGCUUUUGCAUGGAAUCAAAGUAGUAUCCUACGGGGACUGUUUUGACUAUUUUCCUGGAUAUUUGCAAGACCUUGCCACUCAGAUCUGCAAACAGCGAAGUCCAGAUGCUGAUCGGGUGGACAGCACCACGUUAUUGGGUAAUGCAUGUCAGGACUGUGCAAAGAGGAAGUUAGAAGAGAAUGGAAUUGAAGUGUCAAAGAAACUCAGACAAUCGGAUACUGAUGAUGCUGGAGGGUCUUGAAAUACCUAAACCCAGUAAACCUGCAACUUGAAAACCAGCCUUCUGUAGCCACAGUGCCAUGCCCAAACAAUGAAGAAUGUACGGAGAACUCCACACGGAUCUCAAUUCUAAGCUGUCACGUACCCUAAGAGAGCCUUGUGGGCGUGUGGCCCUCAAGGCUGGGUGAAAGAGUUCCCUCUGUGGGUGUUUAAGUGUGCAGGAGGUGACACGAACACACUUCAGGUGUGCUUUGUAAGGAUUGAUGGACAGCUGCUUCAGGGACCAAAAUCGUUGGGAAGGGAGAUGGACCUGGUAUUCCCGAUUCCCAUUCAGCCUGCUUUCUGGCAUCAAGGUGAUGUUUUCCCUAAUAAAAUGGGGAGAGUAAAGACUGUCCAGGCAAUGGUUGUUGCCAAAGAGAACUAGAUACAUUUGUGUGAUUUUCAUGUGGGAACAUCUGUUAACUGUAGAAAACAUCUUGAAGGUAUGUUAUACUAUUCUAGUAAAGAACUGGUGGGUGCUCUGAACCCACACUAAAUCCACUAGUGAAAACUGAGUGGUUUUUAAAAACAAUUAGAUCAAAAAAGCUUCUUUGGAAUUACAUCAUUUUGGUAACUUGUGUUCCAAAGAAAUGGAAGGUCAAAAGGCCUUUUGAAAACCACAGUUUAGCGUCAUGCAGCACCGCUAGGGGGCUGAUAACUGAGGAAGUACAGGGAGGCGCAAGACCAAGUUUUAACCUUUUAGCUAGGUUAUAAAUUCCAAGCUUUCCAAGUCUUCUCUGGAUUAAGGUCCAAGCUUUCUGUUCUUAUUUCUUAAUAUGGGGUGUGAAGAGAUUUUUGAGGGUCUUACACCACUUUAAACAUUUCCAGGAUUUGCACAGGUAGAAAUAGCCACGUGGGGGCACUGCUGUGCCCAGGGAGUGUCCUAUUGUGACUGUGGCACAGGCUCUCCUGAUGGACAGUGUAGUCUCAAAAUGAAGGGUUCUCUUUGGAAAUAAGCCCUCCUUGGUUUCAGCUUGAGGCUGCUCAUUUUUGAUGUGAGAUUUCUUGCCAAGCCCUGUGACAUUCCCUAUUAAUGGCACAGCAGCUGCCGCAGGUGUAAGAAACCAUAGGUUGGGGGUAUAAGGAGUGAGAAGCCCGAGACCUGCUGAAGACUUUCUCUUUUUGAAGCAUGAAAAAAAUUUUAUGCCAUUCUGGUCAUAAAUAAAAAUUUAACUUCUA